AUGGCACUCCGAUUCCAGACCUAUCCUGAGAUUAUCGUAUUGACUCAGACUGGCCGCAUUGACAGAAUCCUGGAUGCACUGGGUUGCAAUGACUUGCCUGGAGUUGAUACUCCUGGAAUUGACACUCUUCGAAACGAUAAGCAUGAUGGUGACCCUGCAAUCUGUACCUUCAACUAUGACAGCGUCAUUGGCAGGUUGCGGUACUUGUGUGCCCAUUCUAGUAGGCCAGAUUUGAGUUCGGCUGUGAGCCAAGCUGCCAGAUUUGCAUCGCGGCCCAAGAGAAGCCACGAGCGGCCAGUACCUGGUCAAGACUAG
Messenger RNA from Seminavis robusta, 315 nucleotides. The record is from the annotation of a GenBank genome assembly. NCBI's taxonomy places the organism in Eukaryota, Bacillariophyta, Bacillariophyceae, Naviculales, Naviculaceae.